AUGUCGGAAACAACUGAACUGGCCAACAAGCUUUCCCGUCGCCAGGCCUUGAAUGAAGACGAAGACGCGCCAAGACGGCAGCUACAAGUCUUCAAUCCUUACACUGAGUUCAAAGAAUUUACUAGGAAGCAGAUUAAGGAUUUCGAAAAGAUGUUCAAGAAGUGAGUGUUGGUUCAUUUUGCAAAGCUCUUGUUUACAAAGAAGAAGAGUUACGAUAAGGAUUGGCCUUUGUUAGUCCAGGGGGAAUAGUAACUGUUCUGUUUUCUCAUUCCGUGCCAUCUUAUCCGUAAUUGAUAGCACUUGGGGUUUUAAUUUCACAGGUCACACGUACUCGAUGAGGCACUUCCUAGUUUCGAAACUAAUAUUUAAUUCCUCUCUGAGAGAAUUGCUUUAUUAUAUCGAUCUGCUGCUCUUACAUUUCUGAGGCAACAAUAUCUCCUUGUUUCACCCAAAAGAGCAUCUAGCCUUGCUCCGGUUAAUUUUUUAAAAUUAUGUUUUGAUGGAAGUCGUAUGCAAAUUUUUUUCUUUUGUGACUGUGAACAUCAUGUUAUGACUUCCUUUCAUAAAUGAUUCAAAUAAAAUUAUUGAAAACGUUGAAAACUGUUUUUAAUUUUGUUGUAAAAAUCGCAGAAUAUUGGAGCAGCGGGAGACCAGAUCCCAGUUUUAAUUGCAAGUUCCUUCAACAAUUUGUGUUCCGGGAUUAAAUUCGAGACAAACUUACAUAGUCAUAUUUGUUAGGUAUACAAUUCCGAAGGAGAUCUUUUAAACGACAUUGAAUUCUGAUCAGAGGAUUAUAGAGGAAGUUGACAAUUAAUUAACAUUAGCUUGGCUACAAUUAGAGGGGCAUUCUCUUUCCUUGACUAAGGGGUGAUAGCAAAGAUAAGGACGAGAAUUGGAGAGUAUUUGAAGAGGAAGAGGAAGAAGAUGAUGAGGAAAUAGUCGGAGAAUGAAGGGGGAAAAACUUGAUUUUGCUUCAAGGACUUUGAUUAUCAUUAUAAUAACAGCAGAAAUUGUGUGAUCUUGAGCUUCUAUAUGUCUGGCAAUUUUUUUGUGGCAGUUAGAUAAGAUGUACACCUGGAAAUCAUGAGUGACUGUUAUUUCUCUUUUCAUUAUCACUACAUUAUCUAGCAAUCAGGUAGGGAGAAGUGAGAAUCAUAUUAAUUGGAGGAUGUUUUUUUGACAUGACUCCAGGUUCUCCCAACGAUUUACAAGGAAUGUACAGUAAACAAAAUGGAGAACUAACUUUCACCUACAAGAUCUAAACAUCAUUACUCUUGACUGUAUACCAUGUGUUUUCUUAUCAUUUUUAGCUCUAAGAAUUGGGUAUAAAAUUUAACAACAUCCUCUAGUUGAUUUUUUCUUUUCUUCUUGUAAUCUUUUUGCUUGAAAAUUAAAAACAUAUUUUAAGAAUAAUUUUUUUUCUACCCUAGAAGUGGAAGGGUUAAAUUUUGGGAGUCUCAGCAAGUCCAGACCUCCUCCCUCAGUCCUUCUCCAUUUUAUAGAAGAGAGCAGGACAGGGCUCUUUUCCAGAUGAUAGUCAAGUUGUAUUAAUCAUUAAUUUUUUUUUUUACUUCAGGUAUGAUGUAAAAAAUGAUCACUUUCUGGAUCUCAUGGAAAUGAAGCAGAUGAUGGAAAAAUUAGGGGCUCCUCAAACACAUGUUGGACUGAAAGCCAUGAUAGCAGAAAUUGAUGAAGAUAAUGAUGGAAAAGUUUCAUUCAGGGAGGUAAGUGCUUCUCACCAAUAAUUUUUUUAGAGAUCUCCAUAAGAUUCUUGAGGAUUUUUGAAACUUCAAUAACUUCUACUGUGGUCUUUGAAGAAUCUUUGAUUAGUCUUUUAACCCUUUAUAAUGUUCACUCACUACUCAGAACUAAUUUACAAGGAAACAUGUAGCAACUAGAGGGGAGAAUUAACAAUCAGAUCUUGGGAGUUAAAGGGUUAACAAUAUAAAGCUAGGAGCCAUUCAAGUUUUUCUCAACCUUUCAAAGCAUUUAAUAACUAUCAGACAUAUGAUGCUACGGUAAUGACUGAAUUAUUUGUUCAUUUUGCAGUUUCUCUUGAUCUUCCGCAAAGCUGCAGCUGGUGAACUUCUGGAAGACUCAGGUUUGAGUGCCCUAGCUAGACUUGCUGAGGUCAAUGUGGAUGAAGUAGGUGUGGGGGGUGCAGCUAAGUUUUUCGAAGCCAAGGUGAAAGAACAAACAGCAUCAAACAAGUUUGAAGCUGAAAUUCGCCAAGAACAAGAAGAAAGAAAAAAGGCAGCAGAGGAGGCCAAAGCCAGAAAGCAAGCUUUCAAGGCUAAGCAAGCAGCUUUUGGAGCCCAUUAAAUGCAACAUGCUUGCCUUUAACCCUUCGACUCCCAAGAUCUGAUAGUUAAUUCUUUCCUCUAAUGGCUACAUUUUUACUUGUAACUUAGUUCAGAGAAUUUGGUGUUAAAUCAAAAUAACUUCUAUCUUACAAGUUUGAGUAUUUUCAUUACUUGUUUGUUGUUUAAUAUAUGGAUGUUGUAAGGAGGAAUUUCUAUGUUAAUCAAUUCUGGGAAGGUAAAGGGUUAAAUUGAUUUAACAGUGUGGUUUUCAAUUAACUUUUUAAAACACAAGAAGAAAUUACAAGCAAUUCAGUUUUACUGUUACAGCUCUGGUGCUGUUUUUAGCACCAUUUAAUAUACCCAAUUUUUAUUUUGGUGAAUUUUUAAUAAAAGCUGUUUUCCAUUUUGAAGUCUGGCUUGACUUUGAUUGCACACAAGAUUAAUUCAAUAGGACAAAUUAUUACAAAUUAAUAAAAUUUAUAAGUUCUGCAUGUUGAACAGUAUAACAAGGUGUUGGCUUAUACCAGAUUUCUUUCAUUUCCAAGACCUCUUAGAAAUUCUCUUUAGAGUUUGUCAUAUGAUUCUCAACAUGUUAGUUUGGAGAAUUUGGUUUUGGAUCAACAAACAAUCCCCUUUGUAAUAUUUUUCUUUUCUCUCAUCACUUGUCUGUGAGAUACUGUAUUGACAUUGUAAGGAGAAAUUCUCUCUUGGUUACUUGUGGGAAUUAAGGAUAUAACAAGUAAUUUUCUAUCAGUUAGUUUGCUCUUUGAGUCUUAGUAAUAGUUUCAUAAUAGGAAAACUUGUUAAAAAGCUGAAAGAGUGACUUUAAAUUAGACCAGUAUAUUUUUACCAGACAGGGAGAGAUAAAGAAUAUUUUUAAAUUAAUAAGCUGAACUAACAGAAAUUAAGAAAUGGUUAUGUAAUAAUCAUUGAAAUUAUUGCUUAGUUUCAAAUUUGGCGCAACUACCAAUGCAAGGGAUUACUAGGCAGUGUUGAUAUUAACAUUUUAAAUGAAUUUUUUUAUUGUUAAGGUUUUUUGUUACUUAGUGAUUCCUAUAACAAGAAGAUUGAAUUUUUUCUGCAUGAAAAUUCAAUUAUCUCACAAUUAAUACUCUUCAAGGGCAUUUUAAUCAUAAUUUAGCUGAUAGAGCUUUUGGAAUCUCCAUUCCUGAUAUUUUAUAUGAACACAGGAGUUGUUUUGAAUUUUUUUAAAGCAAUAAACAAUUACUUUCUAUUAACCAUAUUGAUUUAAGUAACAAUGUUAAUGUAUGGCCUAUUUUUUUUUUGCUUUUUUUAAAAUUUUCCACAUCCUUACAAUUUUCAUGAAGGAUCCACAAUCCACAACAAAACUAGAUGACACCCAACAUCUACAGAGCCACUUUUAACUUGUGAAUGGUUGGUUCAGGCACAGAUAGCUCAAGGUUGAUAUGCAGCCACAUCUACACUAUAUCAUUAUUACACAAGGAAUUUUGUAUGGAGAAAUGUAUUGCCUUUGGAAACUAAGAAAAAGAUGUAGGAUUUAAGAAAAAAAAAGCUUUCCUCAGAAUUCUUGCGUUACAUAGUCUCCAGUAUGGCUCUUGGUCAAAACAACAAUUCAGUGGAAUAAAAUCAAAUUUUUCAAUUUUUUGGGAAUGUCCUAUAAAGAAUGUGGAGGAACUGAACAAAAAAACUGACAAUUAAAUCCGACAUUUGGGUGGGGCAUUGGUAAAUAAUUUUUUCCCUAGAGGGGUGCAGUGUUCAAAUGCUGAGGGGGGUGGGUAGGGAUUUGGGUGGAGAUUUUAAAGCUUUGAAUUGAUAAAUGCAUAACACUAUAGUUUAGAUUGAUAACUUGGCUUCCUGUGGUUCAAGUUGAUUCCCUUGGCAGGUUAUUGGUCAAUUUGUUGUAUUCUUAAAAGAGUGGUGAUGGAGUACUGUCAAAAGAAACCCUGACAAAAACUUUUGGUAAGGGCGGGGAGGGUAACAGUGCUUCUGCAGUCACCUGUUGUACUGGAAACUUACCUUUUAAGCUAACUGUGUACAUCAUCUGUCAGGAGAGGGUUGUAGAUGUUUAUUUGUUACCAGACUGUCCAAAAAGUACAAUGCCAACAACGAUGUGG
Messenger RNA from Pocillopora meandrina, 4399 nucleotides. Lineage: Eukaryota; Metazoa; Cnidaria; Anthozoa; Scleractinia; Pocilloporidae. The record is from the annotation of a GenBank genome assembly.